Balaenoptera musculus (blue whale) is the source of this 1484-nucleotide messenger RNA. It is a transcript of the gene HPRT1, whose product is annotated as hypoxanthine phosphoribosyltransferase 1. The transcript has 9 exons. Gene Ontology annotation, biological process: hypoxanthine metabolic process; guanine salvage; IMP salvage. Lineage: Eukaryota; Metazoa; Chordata; Mammalia; Artiodactyla; Balaenopteridae. The record is from RefSeq and is a predicted model, not a curated record. Gene Ontology annotation, molecular function: hypoxanthine phosphoribosyltransferase activity; magnesium ion binding. Bases 161 to 817 code for a protein of 218 amino acids.
UCUUGGCGGCGGCGGCGGCGGCGGCGAAGAGCGCUCGGGCGGACCACUCUGCUUUCCCGCGCGGCGCCGCCUCCUGCCGCGCCUCCGCCUCCUGCUCGGCCCCGCCGCCGGCUUCCUCCUCCCCAGACUGCCCUCAGCCCGCGCGCCAGCCGGCUCCGUUAUGGCGACCCGCAGCCCCAGCGUCGUGAUUAGUGAUGAUGAACCAGGUUAUGACCUAGAUUUAUUUUGUAUACCUAAUCAUUAUGCUGAGGAUUUGGAAAAGGUGUUUAUUCCUCAUGGACUAAUUAUGGACAGGACCGAACGGCUGGCUCGAGAUGUGAUGAAGGAGAUGGGAGGCCAUCACAUCGUGGCCCUCUGUGUGCUCAAGGGGGGCUAUAAAUUCUUUGCUGACCUGCUGGAUUACAUCAAAGCACUGAACAGAAAUAGUGAUAGAUCUAUACCUAUGACUGUAGAUUUUAUCAGACUGAAGAGCUACUGUAAUGACCAGUCAACAGGUGACAUAAAAGUAAUUGGUGGAGAUGAUCUCUCAACUUUAACUGGAAAGAAUGUCUUGAUUGUUGAAGAUAUAAUUGACACUGGCAAAACCAUGCAAACCUUGCUUUCCUUGGUCAAGCAGCAUAAUCCAAAGAUGGUCAAGGUUGCAAGCUUGCUGGUGAAAAGGACCCCACGAAGUGUUGGAUAUAGACCAGACUUUGUUGGAUUUGAAAUUCCAGACAAGUUUGUUGUAGGAUAUGCCCUUGACUAUAAUGAAUACUUCAGGGAUUUGAAUCAUGUUUGUGUCAUUAGCGAAACUGGAAAAGCAAAAUACAAAGCCUAAGAUGAGAGUUCAAGUUGAGUUUGGAAACAUCUGGAGUCCCAUUGAAGUCACCAGGAAAAUUAUCAGAUGUUCUAGUUCUGUGGCCAGCUGCUUAGUAGAGCUUAUUGCAUGUAUCUUCUAAGAAUUUUAUCCGUUUUGUAUUUUAGAAAGGUCAGUUGCUGCAUUCCCGAACUCUUUAUUUGCACUAUGAGCCUAUAGACUAUCAGUUCCCUUUGGGUGGAUUGUUGUUUGACUUGUGAAUGAAAAAUCUCUUAAACCACACCACUAUUGAAUGAAAAUAUUGAAAUUGUAUCUGUAAGAAACAUUGAAAGAGGAGAAUAUAUUAGUUUUCUAAUUGGUAUUUUAAUUUUUAUAUAUUCAGGAAAGAACAGAAGUGAUUGAAUAUUGUUAGUUAUACCACUGUGUGUUUAGAAAAGAAGCAGUCAGUUUCAUAUCAGUGACAGCAUUUAGAGGUAUCGUUAUGUUGGAUAAACCAUAUGUCCUGGAGUUAUUUUAGUAGGUUUCAGUAGUAUUAACUGUAUUUUCCCGCUUGUUCAGAUUAUUUCUGGCGAAUCUUUGUCAACAGUUCCUUUUAAAUACAGGUAAAUAAGUUCUAAAAACCUACCACUUUUUGAAGUCUUCAAUGUAAAAAUCCUUAAAAUAAAGGCUGUCUCUUUAAAAGAAACUA